CAAUUUUCUCACAGGGCUUUUGGUGCGGAAGUUGUAAUUUAAAACCUCCACCGAUACUGCCAAGGAAAGAGAUUCAUCUUGAGGGGGUUUUAAAAUUGAGGAAAACACCAUUUUCCUUAUUGCUGACGCGGACUGGGAGCUGUAGCUACAUGCAGUAGCUUGGACUGCUACAUCCACCAUGUUUCUUUGGGUUUUAGUUUUAGGGGCCUUCGUUUCUAAAUCAGAAUGUUACUUUUCAGAGGAGAAAUAUCCAGAAGAAUCGAAAAUGCAGCCGCCAACGGUUGUUAUUGCGAUCAUAGCUCGGAACGCCGCGCAUUCCUUGCCUUACUACCUCGGAGCAUUGGAGAGACUGAACUAUCCCAAAGCACGCAUUUCUGUUUGGGCAGCGACAGAUCACAAUGCUGACAACACGACAGCUGUUCUGAGAGAAUGGCUGACAGUCAUGCAACAGUUUUAUCACUACGUGGAAUGGAGGCCUAUGGAGCAUCCUACGUCCUACCCAGGAGAGAUGGGGCCUAAAUACUGGAGCAACGGCAGAUAUGAAUACCUGAUGAAACUUAAACAGGCUGCUCUCAACUUCGCCAAGACACGCUGGGCUGACUACAUACUGUACGCUGACACAGACAACAUCCUGACCAACCCAGAGACUCUGAACCUUCUGAUAGCAGAGAACAAGUCUGUUGUGGCCCCCAUGCUGGACUCUCAGGGAGCCUACUCCAACUACUGGUGCGGCAUCACUCCCCAAGGUUACUACCGGCGAACAGCUGAGUAUUUCCCCACCAGACAGCGCCACCGGCUGGGCUGCUACCCGGUGCCCAUGGUCCACUCUACCUUCCUACUGGACAUGAGGAAGACAGGUAUGAAGAAGCUGGCCUUCCACCCUCCUCACCAGGACUACUCCUGGCCCUUCGAUGACAUCAUCGUCUUCGCCUUCUCCUGCCGCGUCUCAGAGGUGCAGAUGUACCUGUGUAACAAGGUGAGGUAUGGUUACCUGAACGUCCCAGCCAAGCCUCACCACACCAUAGAGGACGACAGCAUCAGCUUUAGUCAUCUCAUCCUGGAGGCCACCAUCGAUGGCCCCCCCAUGGCCCCCUCCAAAUACGUGAGCCUCUUCCCCAAACAGAGAGACCUCAUGGGCUUCGAUGAGGUGUACCUGAUCAACCUGCGUCGUCGUCAGGACCGCAGAGACAGGAUGCUGUACUCUCUCAAUGAGCUGGAGAUAGAUGUCAAGGUGGUGGACGCCAUCGAUGGAGGAGCUCUGAACAGCAGUGAUAUAAAGAUUCUGGGAGUGGACAUACUGCCUGGUUACUAUGACCCGUUCUCUCGCCGUACCCUGACAAAAGGAGAGGUGGGAUGCUUCCUGAGUCAUUACUACAUCUGGAAGGAGAUGGUAGACCAGCAGAUGGACAAGGUGCUGAUCUUCGAGGAUGACGUGCGUUUCCAGGCCAACUUCAAGCGGCGCGUACUGCGUCUGAUGGAGGAGGUGGAGAUGGUGGAACUGGACUGGGACAUCAUUUACCUGGGCCGUAAGCAGGUGAAGCCAGGUGAUGAGGAGGUGGUGGAGAACGUGAGGAACCUGGUGGUAGCAGACUAUUCCUACUGGACCCUGUCCUAUGCCAUUUCUCUCCAGGGGGCCCAGAAGCUGCUCAACGCUGAACCCCUCUCCAAGAUGCUGCCCGUCGACGAAUUCUUACCCAUCAUGUACGACAAACACACCAAUGAGAACUACAAGUCCCACUAUCCUAACCGUAACCUGCAGGCGUUCUCCACACGCCCCCUACUGGUGCAACCAGCCCAAUACGCCGGGGACCCCAAGUGGGUGAGUGACACAGAGACCUCCACGCUGUGGGACGACGACAACGUGCGAACAGACUGGAGGGGCUCCCACAAAACGCUGAAGGGGGCUCCCCAACCCGACAUGCUGCAGACGUCAUAUAAAGAUGAGCUGUAGUUCAACCAUAUGUAUUCAUGCCUGAUUCACACUGUACGGCCAACCCCAUCCUUACUGCGCUGACUUGGAUGUGGUCUUUUCACGUUGUUCUUUUACAGCAAGGUUCCAAAAACAACUGUGGCUGCAUAACCAGGCAGGCAGUGUUUGGUUUGACUUGGUAGUGUGAAAAGGGUUACUGGUUAUGGUGUCACUGCUGACUGUGCCAUUCAUCAGCGACACUUCAUUUCUCACUGUAUAAUUCGCCAUUUUGUAUUUGGUACGUCGGUCCAUAAUCACUGGGAGUGACUGAAUAUACAGACAGCAGUGAUGCUGGCGGAGGCUCUAUAGACUUGGUCAAGUGCCCCAGGACCUGAUUUCAAAGUGUGUGUGGGUUGGUUAGUGUGUGUGUGUUCAAAUCAAGUGAUGCAUGUUAGGAAUGGCAGCGUUCAUGGAAGGACACUCCUAUACUGUCAGACACCUUCAAGGGUUGGGGUCAAUUUCAAAUUGAAGGCAUUCAUAUAUAUAUAUAGCACAGUUGGGGUCAAUUCCUAUUGAAGCCAGUCAAUUCAGGUAGUGAAUUGAAUUAAAAAUUAAUUAAAUAAAUAAAUAAGCUUCUACUUUUUCAGUUUAUUAUGACGUCAUUGAAAAAAUAAAAUAAAUAAAUAUAUAAAUAUAUCAAUAGGAAUGACCCCAACUGUGCUAUUGUGCACUGCAGAGCACUCCAGGGCCUGGGUGAGUGACCCUCGCUGUAUAUCUAGUCACUGGGCGUCAGAAAACAGAAAUACUGGAGGAAACCAUUCUCUUUUAUAUCACAUUCUACUCAUUCUGUGUGGUAAUAUGUUAGGAGCAGUGUCUCUCUCUAGGCCUGACCUCAUGGUAGACUUACAUCAUUGAUGGUGUCAGUUGCCACGACAAUCAAGUUACAUUCUGACUGAGCUCAUCUAUAGUGGUUUGUGUUGAUGUAUUUCUUCUGUGUACAAAUUCUAUUAUUUGUACAAUUCAUAUGGACAGUUUUCCUAAUUUAUUUCUAGCAUUAUAUUGUGCUUUUUGAAUGCACAGUAUUAAACCCAAGUGCAAUGUCUUAAUUGUAGUGAAAUUCCCUCUUUGUCAAAUAAAAAAAUACAAAUAAAUGACUAUACUGGACCUUGAUGCCAAGCAACUUCGAAGAUCAAAUGUUUUUCAAAAGUAGCACAUUUGGCAGAAGCUUUGUCAGUGCCAAAACUGUUCAAAAAUGAAUGUGACAAUGAUGUAACUAACUUUAUACAUGAUUAAAAAUCAACUUUUUCAAUUUUUA
Messenger RNA from Oncorhynchus masou masou (cherry salmon), 3224 nucleotides. RefSeq names its product procollagen galactosyltransferase 2-like. Bases 179 to 1951 code for a protein of 590 amino acids. The transcript is spliced from 12 exons. NCBI's taxonomy places the organism in Eukaryota, Metazoa, Chordata, Actinopteri, Salmoniformes, Salmonidae. The record is from RefSeq and is a predicted model, not a curated record.